CCUGGUCCGAUUCCUUCUCACUUGCCAUCAAAAAUCAAAAUCAUGGAAUGCGAAAUGUUUGUCAAUCUUUUUGCGAUGGGAAGGUGGAAGUAACAGUUCUUAGCAAAGAUGGAGAAAGCAACUGCUACGAAGAUCAACACCAUUUCAGUGGCUGAGGAUGGUGAAAAUAAGGAAAUAGAAGUUUUUUCGUUGAAUCUUCGUGGAGCUACAGGUAAGGAUUGAGCUAGCCGGAUGGAAGUGGCAUAUUUCGCUCGGAGGGCACAGAACUUUUUGACUCCAGGAAGACUAUUCGAAAUGCAAUGUCCCUGAUUCUACGUUCAUCACCACAGUCCAUCUCUCUUCACUAGGAGCUAGCAUCGUAAAUUUUUUGUCUAAUGCAGACGAAAACGACGAAGUUGUGGACAUCGUAGCAGGUUACAAGGAUGCAAAAACGUUUCACGAUACCGGCAAUCCACCCUUCUUCGGUGGCAUCGUAGGACGCGUGGCCAACCGAAUCGGCGGGGGCAAGUUUUCUCUGGGUAAGAAAUCUUAUUCGAUUUUCCCAAACAACCCUCCGAAUGCUUUGCACGGCGGGAAAGUCGGGACAUCCCGAAAAAUCUGGGCCCCAGAAAUCAUUCGCGAAGGGUCUGCAUUACAGUUUUCGUUGCAGAGCCCUGAUGGUGAUCAGGGAUUUCCUGGAGAUAUCACCAUCAAAGCUACCUAUAUAUUGAGGCCGUCCUUUUCUCCUUCUGGAGUUCUCUUGCAAUUGGAUAUGCACGCCGAACUGAAUAAUCCAGGAGAAGGCACAGUGAAGGAAACUCCGAUCAAUUUGGCAAACCACUCCUAUUUCAACCUCGGAGACCAAGAGAACGGGAUACUCGACCAUUACUUGCAGGUGGAAUCAGACUCUUACACACCAGUAGACAAGAAUUUCAUACCAACACGAGAAGUUCGAUCACUGGAUGACGAUGGUGUUAUGGAUUUUCGUCAAGGAAAACGUUUGCGGGACGCGUUGGAGAAAUAUGCUAUCGAAAAAAUGGAUCUUUCGGCACAGCAAUCCCAAGAACACUUGGCAGCUCGUAAUUAUUCCUCGCUUCCAAUACCGUACGGCUUUGAUCACAAUUAUGUUGUUCGCAAGCAAAGAGGAACCUCACUACCAAAGAUUGGGUUCUUGACGUAUGGGUUGCGUAGGUUGACGAUAUAUUCCGAUGCUCCGGGCGUCCAAAUUUACACCGCCAACAAUUUGGGCGAUAGCGAUCAGUCUUCUUCGGUAGAUGUGUGCAAAGCAGAAUAUGGCCCUUGGAGUGCUGUUUGCCUGGAGACGCAGCACUUUCCCGAUUCCAUUUCUUCUGCAAAGACAGCAUCCUCGAGCACUCGUGACUUUUGGGCCGGAAAGUGCCCAAUAUUGACAAACGCCGAACCCACUUACAACCAGACGAUGGUCAUGCACCUCGAGAUGGACCAUUCAAAUGCGGAAGCAUCUUACUUUGGAUCCGACACGAACGGGAAAAAGUAUUCCUCGAUCGAAGAGAUGUGGCGAAACCAAGAUUCAUCCACGUGGUAUACCCGUGCGAAGGGUUGGUACGAAGACAAUUGCCCAUCCACCAUUGAUGGAGUUCUGGGCGGUAUAGGUCACAUAUCGUGCAAAGAUCUGGAGGGAUCCCGUGAAUUUUUAAAGCAAUUGAAACUCCCCUCCAGGGCUGACGGAAAAGCCUCUGUAGCUUGUGAAUGCGGUGCAGGAAUAGGUCGGGUCACCAAGGGGCUUCUUCUUGACUUUGCAGAUCGAUGCGAUCUGGUGGAGUCAUCUUCUCGGUUACUUUUCUCGGCUCCCGAUCAUCUCGGCGACAGCUCAUCCAACAAAUGCCGCUUCUUUUGUGCCGAGCUGCAAGACUGGAAGCCCGGAGCUAACAAAUAUUCCAUAGUAUGGAUUCAGUGGGCCUUGUGCUACUUAACCGAUUUCGACAUUGUUCAAUUUUUGCGUCGUUGCUCCUUGAGUUUGGUCGAAGGAGGAUGGAUAGUAUUGAAGGAAAACACCUGCGAGGACCAGGCAUUUGUGGUAGAUAUGGACGAUGCAAGUAUCACGAGAUCACUGGAAUAUUGGUUGGAUCUCAUUGCCAAAAGUGGGCUGCAGGUGAAACGAUUGACCUGGCAAAACAAUUUUCCGGAUGAAAUCUUUCCAGUUCCAAUGAUUGCACUACAAAAGUGAUCUCAAAAGUUGCGACAGCUCUGAACUGAUUUGUAAGCAUUUAUUGACGACUUUCAGUUGUAGCGAAAAAACUUCCUUUCUUCAGUACGAAAACGCUCCUCAUACGUUGCAUGAUACUAGUCAAAGCAUUAGUGAUUCUACUAGUAUUGCAUGUGAGUCAGUUGGUAAUAUUAGAGUCAAGAAACAAUGAUUAGGCUA
Molecule: messenger RNA, 2383 nt
Organism: Pseudo-nitzschia multistriata
Lineage: Eukaryota; Bacillariophyta; Bacillariophyceae; Bacillariales; Bacillariaceae
Source: the annotation of a GenBank genome assembly